CAUCUAUCAAUCGAAAUUCUUUUACAACCAAAAAAAAUAUUAAAAAUGCCGUAGAAAAACCGAGUUCCAACAAAAAAAUUCCAGUUUAAACCAUAACAAAUUCCGUUUAAACCAUGAAGGACGACGACGAGGAUGAGGAAAACACCUUCGGUGUCACCAGAUACCCCUGCAUGCCGUCUCUGGUGGCCCUCCAGCAGAUGCGGAACCGUCUCCAUCUGGCCUUCCUUGGACGGAAGCUCAUGAAAUGGACCAUGACAGCCACCGGACGAGAGAUGAGGAGAAUUGCUGGAGAGAUCGACGCAAUAUACAAAGGCUUUGACGCCGAUUUACGAAACGCUUACAUACUUUUGGCAAGAAGUCGCUAUUUCGAUCCGACCCUCAACCAGAUGGUGUUGGAGAACAUACCCACUAAGGCUGCUGUCAUGGUGGUGCCUACAGCGAAGGCUGUAUCGGGUGUGAAGCUCAUGAACUAUACUAUUAUCGAGACAAAUGCACAAAACUACGUUCAUCUGGGCCUAGAAAAGGGUGGCCAAACUAUAUUAGAAACGAAAAAGGCGUGGCUAGAACUUCUCAAACGGCUCAUAUCAAUGCUGCAAUUGCGUACAAGUUUCAUGACAGUGGAGAUUUCGAACAGGGCAGCUACCAAGAAAUAUAACGUACUAUCGAAAAUGGUUGUACCACGUGUCAAACUGAGUGAGAAAUAUAUCGUAUCGGAGAUGGAAGAAAUGGAACGAGAAGACAACUUUCGUUUAAAACGAUUCAAAGAACUUAAGAUUAAGAAGAAUCAAGCAAGUAAUGCAGAAAAGUGUCCUGCAUGUAAAUUGCCAAUUGAUAAAUGUACAUGUGAAAAACCUAAUACAGAACCUAAAGAUAACGAAUGUGUUUGUGUUAGUAAAGAAGAAGAACAAAUUAUACAACCAGUCUCUAAAGCUAGCUCUACAUUAGACGAAAAUGUAUGUACGUUUCAUGAAACUGUGGGUGACGUUUUGAGAGAAGUACGUUCAAGUCCCGUAAUCGCAGAAGAAGAUAAGCAACCAGUCCAAACAAUAAAAGAGGAUACAGUUAUACCCGAAAAAUCUUGUACUUGUAUCGACAAUUCAGUAGACUCGAAUAACCUUUGCAAAACUAUUGGUACUGAGAAGGAAGUACGUUCAAGUCCCGUAAUCGCAGAAGAAGAUAAGCAACCAGUCCAAAUAAUAAAAGAGGAUACAGUUAUACCCGAAAAAUCUUGUACUUGUAUCGACAAUUCAGUAGACUCGAAUAACCUUUGCAAAACUAUUGGUACUGAGAAGGAAGUACGUUCAAGUCCCGUAAUCGCAGAAGAAGAUAAGCAACCAGUCCAAACAAUAAAAGAUGAUACAGUUACACCCAAAAAAUCUUGUACUUGUAUCGACAAUUCAGUAGACUGGAAUAACCUUUGCAAAAUUAUUGGUACUGUGAAGUUAAAAGAAUUAAAGGAUAUUUAUACAGAAAAAAGUAGACAAAGUCAGAAUGAAUGCCCAUGUGAACCGAUAGAAUCUAACAGUAUGACAAAAACUCCAGAAAAGUCGUGUACGUGCAUGCCUAAGCCUGUAAACUUAGAAGACCUUUGCAGAAAAGUUGACGUUGAAGACAUGCAACGAAUUAAAGAGGUCUACCUACAAAAAGCAAUUAACCCUGAUCAAACCCAAUACGAAUGUAGCUGCGAACCAAUUAAAAACAAAUCAAAUUUAAGUGAAGGUAAAACUGAUACAAAAUCGGUACAAGUACCAUCGAUUACACAUGAAUGUUUGAAAUGCCAAAACAUCAAAAGCAACGAAUCUAAAAACGUUUCUAUAAACAUUAAUGAAAACAAAGACAAAGAAGAUACUGCGAAUGUCCAACCCCAACAGGACAAAGAUGUGGGUCACGAUAAUACAGAUGCUAAAGAUAAAGAAUGUGAUUGUGUUCAUAAAGAGGAAGAACGAAUUGUACAACCAGUCUCUAAAUCUAGCGCUAAAUUAGACGAAAAUGUAUGUACGUUCCAUGAAACUGUGGGUGAUGUUUUGAGGGAAGUAUGUUCAUGCCCCUUAAUCGCAGAAGAAGAUAAGCACCAAGUCCAAAUAAUAAAAGAGGCUACAGUUACACCAGAAAAAUCUUGUACUUGUAUUGACAAUUCAGUAGACUGGAAUAGCCUUGGCAAAAUUAUUGGUACUGAGAAAUUAAAAGAAUUACAGGAUAUAUAUACAGCAAAAAGUAAACAAAGUCAGAAUGAGUGCCCAUGUGGACCGAUAGACUCUAAAAGUAUCACAAAAACUCCAGAAAAGUCGUGUUCAUGCAUACCUAAGCCUGUAAACUUAGAAGACCUUUGUAGUAAAGUUGACGUAGUAGAAAUGCAACGAAUUAAAGAUAUCUACCUGCAAAAAGCAAUUAACCCUGAUCAAAGCCGAUACGAAUGUAGCUGCGAACCAAUUAAAAACAAAUCAAAUUUAAGCGAAGGUAAAAGUGAUACGAAAUUGGUACAAGUACAAUCAAACUCACAUGAAUGUUUGAAAUGCCGAAAUAUCAAAAGCAAAGAAUCUAAAAAGGGUUCUAUGAACAUUAAUAAAAACAAAAACAAACAAGAUACUACAAAUGUCCAACCCCAACAAGACAAAGAUAAUUUGGGUGGUUCUCAAGAGCUCGGUAUAACUGUUACUGAGUAUAAGGAAUUUGUAACAGUUAAAAGAUAUAGAAAAGAAGAUGGUACGAUUGGAGAGGAGAGACAAGUUGUAACUGUGAAAAGUGAAGCCAAAAAGCCAAAUCCGCCGAAUCCUGACACACAGUCCUGUUUAUCCUGUAAAAGUUUGAAACAGAAGAACUCGUCAUCUACCCAAGCAAAAGUAAAAAUAACAUUACCGGUUGAAAAGAAAUCCAGCGAGACAUCUAACGUUUCAGUGAAGUCCUGUACAAUUUGUAAAAUGAACGCAAGUGGGAGUAACACUUCGGUGGAUUCAAGAAUAUCUUUUAAAAAAAUAGCGUGUGCUAGUAAAGCAGCUCAGACUGGAGAUAAAUCUAAAGGGACAUGCUGCAAAAUGAAUAAAGAAAACAAAUCAACUCCAGUUACGAAGUCUAUGGAUGGUAAAUCAUCUGAUACGUGUUUGAAGCAUUCGUCCAGUAACAAUACUGAUCGCGCCAAAAGCUGUUGUGUAAUCAAAAUUGUAUCCAAACCUAAGGAUGAACAUAGUAAAGAUGAUAAACUCAUAGGUGACAACUGUUUCGAAUUAUUAAAACGUCUCUUGCUAGAAUCCAAUAAAUCUAAUGCGUCUAAACCUAGCGUUUGUUCUUGCCAGUCGAAGAAGGAAGUGAAACGUUCAACAAGUCAAACAUCUUCCAAAACAUGUGAAUGUACAAAAUCUUCACAGUCAUUAAAAUCCGAGAAAUCACCGCAAUAUUCGUCGGAAUCUUAUUUUUCUUGUAAAGAUUCGACAUGUAAAAAGAAGGAGUCAGAAUCAUCUUGCAAGUGUAAAUCAGAAACGAAGAAGGAUACCUGCCCCACUUGUGGUUCUAACGUUGCACCACCAAAACCUGUUAAUAAACCGAGCGAAUGUUCUUGUGGGAAAUCUAAACCUGCCAAGUUUGAAUCCAAUUUAUCUGUAUUGUCCUAUGAUUCAUUACAAAAGUCUAUAGGCACAGAAACUGACUGUUCUAAAUGCGCCAAAGCGCAAAGUGCAGCACGGAACAGCGCUUGCCAACAACCAAAACCUGAAUGUCCACUUUGCUCCAAAAACACAAAUGGCUUCAGAUCAAAGUCAGAUUCAGAUAUACAACAAAAAUGCUGGAUCCAACCGAAACUAGAAUCUAAGCAAUCGAAAUGUCCGAGUUGCGCGCAAAAGAUUGCUUGCUCCUGCAAUUCUGCAAAACCCAACAGCCAAUGUUCCCAAGACUCCCAAAAAACUUCAGAACAUUCAAAAUCUAGUGUACAGUUUAUGGAAUGUGAAAGUUGCCGCGAACAAGAGUCAAAAGAGGUUCAACAAGCAAAAUUCUGUAUACAACCGAAAAUAGAAUCUAAACAAUCGAAAUGUCCGAUUUGCGCGCAAAAGAAUGCUUGCUCCUGCAAUUCUGCGAAACCCAAUAGCCAAUGUUCCCAAGACUCCCAAAAAACUGCAGAGCCUUCAAAAUCUAGUGUACAGUUUAUGGAAUGUGAAAGUUGCCGCGAACAAAAGUCAAAAGAGGUUCAACAAGCAAAAUGCUGUAUACAACCGAAAAUAGAAUCUAAACAAUCGAAAUGUCCGAUUUGCGCGCAAAAGAAUGCUUGCUCCUGCAAUUCUGCGAAACCCAAUAGCCAAUGUUCCCAAGACUCCCAAAAAACUGCAGAGCCUUCAAAAUCUAGUGUACAGUUUAUGGAAUGUGAAAGUUGCCGCGAACAAAAGUCAAAAGAGGUUCAACAAGCAAAAUGCUGUAUACAACCGAAAAUAGAAUCUAAACAAUCGAAAUGUCCGAUUUGCGCGCAAAAGAAUGCUUGCUCCUGCAAUUCUGCGAAACCCAAUAGCCAAUGUUCUCAAGACUCCCAAAAAACUGCAGAGCCUUCAAAAUCUAGUGUACAGUUUAUGGAAUGUGAAAGUUGCCGCGAACAAAAGUCAAAAGAGGUUCAACAAGCAAAAUGCUGUAUACAACCGAAAAUAGAAUCUAAACAAUCGAAAUGUCCGAUUUGCGCGCAAAAGAAUGCUUGCUCCUGCAAUUCUGCGAAACCCAAUAGCCAAUGUUCCCAAGACUCCCAAAAAACUGCAGAGCCUUCAAAAUCUAGUGUACAGUUUAUGGAAUGUGAAAGUUGCCGCGAACAAAAGUCAAAAGAGGUUCAACAAGCAAAAUGCUGUAUACAACCGAAAAUAGAAUCUAAACAAUCGAAAUGUCCGAUUUGCGCGCAAAAGAAUGCUUGCUCCUGCAAUUCUGCGAAACCCAAUAGCCAAUGUUCCCAAGACUCCCAAAAAACUGCAGAGCCUUCAAAAUCUAGUGUACAGUUUAUGGAAUGUGAAAGUUGCCGCGAACAAAAGUCAAAAGAGGUUCAACAAGCAGAAUGCUGUAUACAAACGAAAUUAGAAUCUACACAAUCGAAAUGUCCGAUUUGCGCGCAAAAGAGUGCUUGCUCCUGCAAUUCUGCGAAACCCAACAGGCAAUGUUCCCAAGACUCCAAAAAAAAUUCAGAACAUUCAAAAUCUAGUGUACAGUUUGUGGAAAGUGAAAUUUGCUGCGAACCAAAGUCAAAAGAGGUUGGCACAAGCACGAGAAGGUCUGAUAGAUACGAUGUAAGAAAUAUAGACAUGCUCAAGCCCAAUAAACAGUCGACAUGUACCUGCUCAUCUGCCAGUUAUAGUCGUAUAUCUGUCGAUAAAUGGUUUGAGCCACCCCCAAAAGCGAACUCCUAUCAUGAUAGAUGCUUACAUUAAAAGUUGAAUGUUUUGAUAACUUUGAUUCAAAAUUGAGAUAACACUAUAAUAUUAAAUUCUACUUAAAUACAUACACACGAAACUAAGAUUUUUCACAUUGUUUGACAAAAUAAUGAAGAAAUCGACAAAUCUUAAACAAGGGUACAAAGUCGUAAAGCACUAUUAUGACUGUUUUAAUGUUUCUCAUUUUUAACAUGAACACCAAAUUGUUUCAGAAUUUUUGCAAUAAAUUUUAUUAUAAUAAAACACAAGUAUGAAAUAGAUAGCAACAACCAUGAGGAUAGUUUUAGUUUAGAUUGUAAUUCUACCAAAUAAUCAUAAAAGUUACUGCGACAGUUUAAAAACAAGUAAAGAGUGGUAAUAAUAUAUCUAUAUAUAUAAUAUAUCUGUUUUACCAAGGUACGCGAAAAGAGUGGUAAUAAAUUAUUACGUUCUAGACAUUCGUCAAAAUUCCCGUCGUAAUGUGCGGUUACUGGGUUAUGUUUAAACAAUGAAACAAUCAUAAAUCGCUUUUGCUCUUCAGUCUAAUUAGAUAAAUAAGUAUUUUUUUUAACCGUUAACACUUAUUACAUAACAAACGUCGAAUAGGAAAAGAAAAUAGCUUUCAUUUGAUAUAUAUAUUGGUAUAUGUAAUUUACUCAGUAUCCUAGUAAUAAUAGCAUAAACUUUUUUUAUUUUUCCUGAAAAAAAUUGAUUUUGCUUUACGACU
This is a messenger RNA of Pieris napi, 6093 nucleotides long. RefSeq names its product V-type proton ATPase subunit D 1-like. Lineage: Eukaryota; Metazoa; Arthropoda; Insecta; Lepidoptera; Pieridae. Gene Ontology annotation, cellular component: vacuolar membrane; proton-transporting V-type ATPase complex. The record is from RefSeq and is a predicted model, not a curated record. The transcript has 6 exons. The coding region runs from base 114 to 5384 and encodes 1756 amino acids. Gene Ontology annotation, molecular function: proton-transporting ATPase activity, rotational mechanism.